AUGGAGAUUGGCCGUCGUGUGAGCAUUUGCAAAGUUUGUGGGCAAUUAGCAAAUGGAAAUCAUUUUGGAGUGAUUAGUUGUAGAGCAUGUGCGGCGUUUUUCAGACGUGCCAAUGUUGAGAGCGACACAUUUUGUGCACUCGGAAACUGUCAAAUUCACAAAAAUGGAAAAUUCUAUUGCAAAAAGUGUCGUCUACGGAAGUGUUUGGAAGUGGGGAUGGAUGUUAGGAAAUUCCAACACGAUCGUGACCUCAUUUCGACGUCCACUUCUUCUUCCACGGAUUCCGAACCUUCUGGAUCUCCGGUAACCAAAAUUAUCAGAGAAAGAAGGUCUCAGGGAAUACCAGUCAGCUUGGCUUCAUUUCUAGGACGUCCUGCUUUCAUUUUGAGCUGUGAACCAGAAAGAGCAUGUCGUGUGAAAACAGUGAUCGAUGUGACUUUUUUGGUUAGCCAGGCUAUGGAUGUUUUGAGAAAUGGAGAUAGUAGAAGAUAUUUCGGAAGAGAUAGUCUGGAAAAUAUGUCACUGAAGUUCAGGGAACUCAAGAAAGCGAAGCCCAAUUUGAAAGUUCUGAAAGUUUUGGGACUAAAGGAGACGAUGCAUUUUUGGGAGCAAGGUUUUCUGUCAACUGCCGCGUGGCUGACUCAUUUCGAGGAGUUUCAGCAGUUGCCUCUAAAUAUCAAGGUUGGUGGGCUUGCUUGUAUGCAAAUUCUGAAAAUUGCCUGGAUCCUAUGGGGCCGGUUGGAUAAGCUGGCUCGGACUGCAGAUGAGCGGCGGAAGAAUAAUUUUGGACAGAGUGCCUACAUGAUCGGAGAGGAUGUGUUUUUGGAUUUGAAGGAAUUUGAAGUCGACAUUUCAUGGUGUACCAAUUAUAGCAAGGACCAAAUGCCAGCCCCAGUAUUCCUAUCCGGACCAUGCAAAAUUUGUGGAUUGCAAACCACUGGAAGGCAUUUCGGGGUCAUGAGUUGUCGCUCAUGCGCUGCAUUUUUCAGAAGGGCCGCUGGUUCGGAAAAAAGGAAAAUUGAAUGUCCUAUUGGAAAUUGUGAAAUUUUUGGCGGUGGGAAAUUUCAAUGUAAAAGAUGUAGGCUGAAAAAAUGCUAUGAAGCUGGUAUGGACGUGAAAAAAUUCCAAAACAAUCGCGACUUGAUCUCCUGCUCGAGCAAUUUUUCAAAACGCCAAAAUUUCAUAGCAUCGUCCCCGCAAAGUUUAUCAAAUUUCCUGGGCCGACCAAGCUUCAUUUUGUGCUGUGAACCCGAUAAAGCUACAUUCAGAAACACCGUUAUAGAUGUGACUUACCUCCCACCCUCCAUCAACUGCAGACCUUAUCAAUAUCAGAAUAGUCUAGAAAAACUGGCAUUUAGUUUAGACGAGUUGAGGACAAAACAUCCGGAUCAAAAAAUCAUGCAAUUGAGAAGACUGGGAAAAGAGGAAUUGAUGUAUAUCCUGGAGCAGUCGUUUUUAAGAGCUGUUGAAUGGUUUUCGAAUUUUUCAGAGUUUCAAGAACUGGAAGAUUAUAUAAAGCUAGAGAUAAUAAAAACCGCCUGGUUCGGUUGGAUUCGUCUAGAAAAGCUAUCUGAAACUGCCGACUAUCAAAGGAAACAGAUUUUCCCUGAAGACGUUCAUAUGUUGGGAAACGAUACAUGUUUGGAAUUUGGGAAUUUUGAGAUUGACUUGAGUUGGUGCACUGAUUAUUCCAUGGAGCAGUUGAUGUUCUACAUCCCACCCCAAGAAGAGCAAAACUGCAGGCAAUGUGUUCAGGAUCUAAUCGACUUGUCCUUGACAAAUAUUGAAGUCAAUUUCAUGCUUCUACAAGUAUCCCUCAGCCAAGCUGGCAAAAGAUGUCAAGGAAAAGUUCUGGAAGCGUGUGAGAAACUAAUGCAAACUCAGGCAGAUCACCUGCAUGACUAUUAUGUGAACAAGAUGAAACAACAUAACUAUUCUGGUCGGUUAACAAAAAUGCUGAAAGUUAUAAGACUGCUAGAGGAGGAUAUAAGGAAUCGAACCGAGCUGAAUAAGUUGGCGAGAGUUUUCAAUGUGAUAAGAUUGGAAUUUUCACACCCAGAGAUGUUUGAUGUGCAUUAA
Molecule: messenger RNA, 2079 nt
Organism: Caenorhabditis briggsae
Lineage: Eukaryota; Metazoa; Nematoda; Chromadorea; Rhabditida; Rhabditidae
Exons: 10
Coding region: 1-2079 (692 amino acids)
Biological process (GO): regulation of DNA-templated transcription
Molecular function (GO): zinc ion binding; DNA-binding transcription factor activity; sequence-specific DNA binding
Source: RefSeq, a predicted model, not a curated record